Molecule: messenger RNA, 1617 nt
Organism: Diospyros lotus (date-plum)
Lineage: Eukaryota; Viridiplantae; Streptophyta; Magnoliopsida; Ericales; Ebenaceae
Product: acetyl-CoA acetyltransferase, cytosolic 1
Exons: 15
Coding region: 232-1497 (421 amino acids)
Biological process (GO): fatty acid beta-oxidation
Molecular function (GO): acetyl-CoA C-acetyltransferase activity
Source: RefSeq, a predicted model, not a curated record
UAACAAGAGGCAGCAGAGACAGUCAGCUGUAGGCCGAACCGAAUAAGAGUAGUCGUGUGCCUGGAGGCUGGAACGAAGAACGAACUGCAUGUGAGCCCUGCCCUGCUUCUGCUGCGGGUAUUAUGCUAUAUAUGUUCCCAAUUUCGUUGCUUUUGUGAGUUUAUUUUAAUCGCCCAUCCAGUUUCGCAUUAGUCAGAUUGGUGGCCUCAAGAAGGUCGUCGCUGAUCCACCAUGACUUCUUCAACAACACAAACAUCUCCAGAUUCCCUAAACCCUCGAGAUGUUUACGUAGUUGGAGUUGCACGGACGCCCAUGGGUGGCUUCCUGGGUUCCCUUUCAUCUAUUUCGGCUACCCAACUUGGUUCUAUAGCUAUUCAAAGUGCUCUUCAAAGGGCAAAGGUUGAUCCUUCACUGGUGCAAGAGGUUUUCUUUGGAAACGUUCUUGGUUCAAAUUUAGGUCAAGCUCCUGCUAGACAGGCUGCAUUAGGUGCAGGUAUUCCUAAUACAGUAAUUUGUACCACCAUCAACAAAGUCUGUUCAUCAGGAAUGAAAGCAACAAUGAUUGCAGCACAGACAAUCCAACUUGGAGUCAAUGAUGUUGUUGUGGCUGGUGGCAUGGAAAGCAUGUCUAAUGUGCCUAAAUACCUAGUUCAAGCAAGAAUGGGUUCUCGGGUAGGACAUGACAUUAUAAUUGAUGGGAUGGUGAAAGAUGGAUUGUGGGAUGUGUACAAUGACAUUGGAAUGGGUGUAUGUGCAGAGUUAUGUGCUGAUAGACAUACCAUUACAAGAGAAGAGCAGGAUGCCUAUGCGAUUCAAAGCUUUAAUCGUGGAAUUGCUGCUCAAAGAAUUGGUGCCUUUUCGUGGGAAAUAGUUCCAGUAACAGUAUCUGCGGGAGGAGGAAAGCAAGCUAAAAUCAUCGAUAAAGAUGAAGGUUUAGGGAAGUUUGAUGCUGCAAAGUUAAGGAACCUUCAACCAAGUUUCAGGAAGAAUGGGGGCUCAGUUACAGCCGGCAAUGCUUCUAUCAUAAGUGAUGGUGCGGCUGCAUUAGUGUUAGUCAGUGGUGAGAAGGCACUUCAACUUGGAUUACAAGUGAUUGCAAAAAUAAGAGGGUAUGCUGAUGCAGCUCAGGCACCCGAGUUAUUUACAACUGCUCCAGCACUUGCAAUACCAAAAGCAAUCUCAAUUGCUGGCUUGGAGGCAUACCAAAUUGACUUCUAUGAAAUAAAUGAAGCUUUUUCUGUUGUGGCUCUUGCAAAUCAAAGGUUGCUUGGUCUUAGUCGUGAGAGAGUGAAUGCGCACGGUGGAGCUGUAGCCUUGGGACAUCCACUGGGAUGCAGUGGUGCUCGUAUCUUGGUAACACUGUUGGGAGUAUUGAGGCAUAAUAAGGGCAAGUUUGGGGCAGCUGGAAUCUGCAACGGGGGAGGAGGAGCUUCCGCGGUUGUUGUAGAGCUCAUGAUGCCAACUGCAAAGGCGCCGCUGCUUUUCUCCUCGAUAUGAAAGAAAUUGGAAGGAAGCAAUAGGCAUCCGUUGCAAUCGCACGCUUUACCUGCUUCCUCUUCUUCCUUUUUCUUUUUUUCUUUUUCUUUUUUUGUUUUUUUAAUCACACACACACACACA